UCGUUCAUGUCUGAUAUCGAUUGAUUGCACUUUCGCGUGAGCGCGCUUGAGUUAUCUUCUCCGUUGCUGUGAACGCGCCGCGCGUCACAUGUUUACAUAGUGAUGGAGUUUCUCAUCGGCGGUCCGUUCUCGUCUCCUGUCGGGCAGAGGAUUCAAAAAGCCACCAGUGCUGCCCUGCAGGUGGAGGACUGGAGCCUGAACCUUGAGAUCUGUGAUGUCAUCAAUGAGACUGAUGAUGGACCCAAAGAUGCAGUCAAAGCUUUAAAGAAGAGGAUUGUGGGUAACAAGAACUUCAGGGAAGUGAUGUUGGCUCUGACGGUUCUCGAGACGUGUGUGAAAAACUGCGGCCAUCGUUUCCAUGUUUAUGUUUGUGGAAAAGAGUUUGUGGAGGGGGUUUUAGUACGAGCGAUACUGCCCAAAAACAACCCUCCUAUGAUCUUACAUGACAAAGUCCUGAGCCUCAUUCAGGCGUGGGCCGAUGCCUUCAGGAACACUCCGUCUCUUUCUGGAGUUGUAAGUGUGUAUGAAGAUUUGAGGCGGAGGGGACUUGAGUUUCCCAUGACAGAUCUAGACUCUCUCUCUCCUAUUCACACACCCAACAGGAGUAAUCCAGAGAAUGAGAUGUCUGUGUCGCCGUCAUCACAACAGGCCCUCGUUUCACCAGAACAGAAACUAAGAUCUGAGCUGGAUGUGGUGAAAGGAAAUCUGACUGUCAUGACUGAGAUGUUAAAUCAACUCAAACCUGGAGAAACUACAGCAUCUGAUACAGAAUUACUACAGCAGUUGUUUUCAGUGUGCAAGCAGAUGCAGCAGAGGGUUGUGGAGUUGAUUCCUAAUCUUUCAGAGGAGGAGAUGAUCGGAGAACUUCUGGUCAUGAAUGAUGACAUGAACAACAUUUUCAUCCGCUAUGAAAGGUUUGAUAGAUUAAAUACGAUGCAGAGAGGGGAAACAGAUCAACUGGAGGCACAGCAGACCGAUACAGGAAACCUUAUUGAUCUGAAUCCUGUGUCACCAUCAUCCAAUCACAACACACUCUCAGCUGCCAAUCAAGCCAAUACAGCCGACAAUCCAUCCGCCAACAUAAACAGUUCAGUGCAUGCAGAUAAAGAGUUUGAUAUGUUUGCUCAGACGAGAAGCAGCUCUUUGGCUGAACAGAGAAAGAGUGUUCGGUAUGAAGAUCCUGGAGCUGUUGAAGGUCUUGCUGAAGCACUUGACACACGACUGCAGGUCACCGCAGGGGACACUGAGACCAGCUGGAUCCGUCAGUCUCAGUGGAUUUACUGUGAGAGUCUGAUUCCAGCUCCACACAGCUCUGUUAUGGAUGAUAUUGAAAACUGGCUGACCACAGAAUCGCCGGACAUUGAUGAUGCUGAGGGUGUGACCAGCGAGGAUUUUGAUAAGUUUUUAGCCGACCGAGCAAAAGCUGCAGAUCAUCUUCCCUCUACGAAGCAAACCUCAUCCGCUUGCGUCAGUCACACGAGCCCUCGACAGCAAACCAGCAAACAGGAUCAGAAAGACGAUGAGCUCUUCUCUCUCUGAGAGCCUCGAUUGACUCUGAAGAUUUUCUUCUGCGUUCAUGUUGAACACAACUACAGCUUUGUUACCUCGAAACUUCUAUAAAGAUUUGAUUUCAGCCUUUGGUGUGCGUGUGGCCGCUUAUGAAUUCAUAUCAGAUCCAGAUCUUGUGUAUUUUAUAGAAGUGUAUGUAUUCACUGAGUUAAUGUAAAAACAUUAAAUGAUGUUGUAAAUUAGCUAUAAGACGUGAAAUCUGUUGUCAUACUUUAACUGCUUUCACAUUUUUGUAUUGUGAUAAUAUGAUGUUUGGAAAAGGAAAGGAAAUGAUAAACGUAAAUUUAGUGAAAGGAUCAAUGAUAAACGUUCAUUGCUGCAGUGCCUUCUAUGAAGAUUUUGGAUGUCUUGUUUAUCUGCUUGUGAAUCUCUGUUUUUGUAGAAAUUUUUCUUGACAUGAUAUUUAGCAUUUCUUCUUUCAGGUUGGUAAAGGUGGACAGAAUGACUGGAGUUAGGUUUGUGUACUGGUCCAUAUUUCUCAACAUGAUCUGUGAACUUAAUAACCUUGAGCUGACAAACCACACGAAGAGAAACUGCUGAUAAUCAAACUGUUUUGGGCCUGAUGAGCGUCUGAUGGUGCUUUUCUUAACUCAAUGUCAGUCUCAGGAUAAAAUGACUCCAAAACAAAUGAAGCGACAGAGAGAGUCAGUCGAAGGUAUAAGGAUUCAGAAUAAAAAGCGCUUUGAGGAAUACACAUCUGCUUACUUUGAUACAGUAGUUGAGUUGGGUAACUAGCGGUGGUUUGCGGCGAGUAUCUUGGUUAUCAAGCAGGAGUUUGUGGCGGGUAUACUGGGUGACCGCUGCUAGUCCGCUACUAUACUGGGUGACCAGCAGGCGUUUUUCGGGCAAGUGUGAUCAGCAGUGGUUUGCGGCGAGUAUCUUGGGUGACCAGAAGGGGUUUGCAACGAGUAUCCUGGUUAUCAAGGGGUUUGUGGGGGGUAUACUGUGUAACCGCAGCUAGUCCGCUGCUAUACUAGGUGACUAGCAGUGGUUUGUGGCGAAUAUACUGGGUGACUAGUAGUGGUUUACGGCGAGUAUACUGGGUGAACAGCAGUGGUUUGGGGUGAGUAUACCGGGUGCCCAGCAACGGUUUGCGGUGAGUAUACUGGGUGACCAGCAGUGGUUACUGUCACGGUCUUGUCAGACAUCUGUGCUAGAUGUAGGUCUGAGUGCAUCUGACAGGACCGUGACAGUAUUAUGUUCUGUGUGGGGACAUGUGGAAUCACAUUGUGUGUGUGGCUUCCACAUGUUCCCAGUGUUGUGUGGCUGUCAUGGUCUUGCCUGACCUUGGUUAUGAUCCAGGUCGGAUGUUAGAGGGCAAGACCAGGGCAGCAUUGUGUUUAUGUGGGAACACGUGUGUUUCACAUUAUGUCUGUGUGACACGUGUUCCCAGUGUGGUGUGGCUGUCAUGGUCUUGCCUGACCUUGGUUAUGAUCCAGAGGGUAAGACCAGGGCAGCAUUGUGUUUAUGUGGGAACACGUGUGUUUUCACAUCAUGUAUGUGUGACACGUGUUCCCAGUGUCUUGUCACUUUUACCCUACUCCCUUAUGUACUCGUGUCUUAAGUGAUUAAUUAUGUUCACCUGUUCCCCAUUGAUGUGCUGUCUAUAUAAUGCCCUUGUGUUCUCUGUGUGGUGUGCGUGCGUUGUUGUAGUUUCAGAGUGUUCAUGUUUCCCGUGUUCUCUGUUACCAGUUCCUGUUUUUGUUCCCGUGUUUUGGUUUGUGUUUUACCACAGUGUUUUGGUUAUCUUCUGUUUUACCCCCUCGUGGGUUUUUAUGUUUUGUAUUUAAUAAAUUCAUUGUUAUUUUUGAUA
Misgurnus anguillicaudatus (oriental weatherfish) is the source of this 3382-nucleotide messenger RNA. Lineage: Eukaryota; Metazoa; Chordata; Actinopteri; Cypriniformes; Cobitidae. The record is from RefSeq and is a predicted model, not a curated record.